Rotaria sp. Silwood2 is the source of this 1575-nucleotide messenger RNA. The record is from the annotation of a GenBank genome assembly. NCBI's taxonomy places the organism in Eukaryota, Metazoa, Rotifera, Eurotatoria, Philodinida, Philodinidae.
AUGAACGAUUCAAUUAUUCAGCUGAGUGAUUUACCUGAUGAAAUUCUUAUGAUUAUUUUGAAAAAAUUGCACAAUUCUUAUGUGCUCUAUUCUUUAAUAGGUGUUAAUAAACGACUUGAUACUAUUGCGAAAGAUUCAAUUUUUACAGAAUAUUUAACAUUAAUUCCACCUUUCAACGGCUUAAAUGAAUUUACUGAUACAAUACUUGAUCGGUUUUGUUCUGAAGUUUUACCUAAAAUUCAUCAUAAAAUCGAAUGGCUCAAUACUGAAUCAUUAUAUAUAGAACGUAUUCUUCUUGCAACAAAUUAUCCUGUUUUACAUGGUCUUGGUUUAUAUGAUCUUGCAUCAGAAGUGGCUCGAAAUCUCUUUACUGAUAGAAGUUUUUUAAUUCGUAUUUUCAAAAACCAAAUUUUAUCACUUGUUAUCCAUAUUAAUAAAUGUCAAGAAUCAAGCAGUUCAAUCAAAGAUAUAAAUACAUUUAUAUAUACCCAAAUCUUAAUCAUGUUCAAGAAUUUACGAUAUUUAAAUUUCGGUCCAAAUGCUUCUGACUAUCAUCAAUUAACAUUUGGUGUAUCACCUCCAAAUGUUUUCUCUUCAAUUCUAUUAGAUUUGUGUGUCGUGGUAGACUCAUAUGCAGAUUGUCUUUAUUUACUUGAUGGUCGUUUCCAUCAACUUAAAACGUUCUAUGUUACCAUUUGUUCAUCUGAUGUUUCUUCACUACCGUUAAUCAAUAGUGAAAAGAAAAAACUUUCGAAUUUAAAAUGCUUUAUGUUAACUCAUAAAUCGGUGUUAUUGAUCUACAAUACUUUUCUUAUUCCACUUUUACAUCGAAUGUCAAACUUAGAAGAACUCAGUUUAUAUUUUGUUAAUCAUGAUACACCAAUUAUUGAUGGUAAUAAUUUGGAAAUGAAUAUUAUGAAUUAUAUGAGAAAAUUAAAGGAAUUCAAAUUUAAUAUUCGUUCAGUUACUCCUUUUAAUAAUCAAGUUAAUUUACCAUCAAAUGAUGAUAUUAAAAACACAUUUAAAAAUUUUAAGAACAAUCAAAUUAUUUCAUCUAUUGAUUAUUUUCCAAAAGCAAAUGAAUUUCAUUGUCAUAUCUAUUCAUAUCCAUAUACAUUGAUGUAUUACGAUAAUAUAAGCAACAAUUUUCGUGGUGGAUUAUUUAAAUGUGUUCGUAAAAUAUCAUUAUUUGAUGAACGUCCUUUCGAACAUGAAUUUUUUCUUCGACUUUCUCAAUCAUUUCCAUUUAUGACACAAUUAGUUUUACAUAAUCGAGAAUCGCAAAAGAAUGACAAUCAACAACGGUCAAUCAUUGAAUAUUUUCAUCUUAUUAUACUUGAUCUUCUUCAAGCUCAUGAAAAUUAUGUCGAACAAUUUUUUAAUAAUUCUAAAAUGUGUUUAUUAAAUAAUAUUCAUCUUCAUGUGGAUUAUAAUACCUUACAGAGAGUAACAGACAAUUUUACAAGUGAUGCAACACGAAUGAAUUGUUUCAAAAUCGUAUGUCUAAUUUUAUACAAUAAACCAGAAUUAUGUCUAGAUUUAAAAGACUAUUUUCCUCAUGCAGAAAUUCGUUGA